CCUUUCCCACUUUUUUCAUUGUUUUUUUGACUGUUGUUAAAGUUGGCUGCAUAAAAAAUGUCAAUGAUAUUCAAAUGGAAAACACAGGGUGUUGAUGGACCUUGUAGAUUUGAUUGAAUAUCAUUUUUCUAGACACAACCACUACUAUUGCAUUGUAGCUAGAUCCUUCUCUUCAAAUACUAAUAUAGAAAAUAGUAAAGAAUGAAGUGCGUGUCUUCCAAUUAGAAGUCUAGUCUUGUACACUUACACCUUGUGCUUGGAUGAGGAAUUUCAAAAUUCCCUGGAAUUUGAAAUGCCAGAGAUUAAUAUUAUUUAAUUUACUUUUAUUAAAUCUUUGGCAAAAAAAUACUGAAGUUUUCCAAGAGUAGGAAUAUUAAGUACAAACUUCUUUUCUUAAAUUGUGACAAAAUGGAGCCUUACUUUUUAUUAUAUUCAUCAAUCAAAAUGAAAAUCAUCUAUUGCUUUUACGAACUACUACCAAACAUGCCCUCAUAGUUGAUUCCAACCCAAAUCCACACUUUAUAAAAGACAUGCCAUCAUUGGCAAGGGUGUUGAUAUAAUUGUAUAUUAAUAACAAACUGAAAUUUUCAUAACACAUCACAUACCAUUCAAUAAUAUAAAUAGGAGUUGUAUUGUCAAUAUAAGCAUGUCAUGCAUGAAGUACAACUUAAAACAAAAUGAACAUUAGUUCAACAUGGCAAACUUUGCAAAGUUUUGAAAGAUAGAUUUAGUCAUAGACUUGAGCACUCAAGUGGUAGGUAUAUAUUGGAGCAUCCUUGAAAAUACUGCAUACGACAAAUCUUCUGGAUUAAUUUGCACAAUUACACACAACAAAAUAAGUGAGAGAAACAACAAAUCAUUUUUUCCUCCCACAAUCUUCUGGAAGCAAAUUUAUUUAAAAUUCAGAUCCAAAUAACACUACAAUGAAAACAAAGCACAAAUCGCAAAUUAAUGAAAUAAAAAAGAAACCCUAGAUAAUGGAGAUGAGAAACUAACCUUGUAUGAAGAGAGUGUGCGAUCUUAAUCAAGAGAGAACGAAGGUCAUAGCCACUAUGAGAGUGUGUGAUCUGAACAAGGUCAUAGCCACCAAGGGUUUGUGAUCUGAACGAAGGUUGUCACGACUGUGAGAGAGUGAGAACAAGGGUCUCGAAGUCGCAAGGGAGAGUGUAUGGGUGGGGAGGAAUGAGUGAGAGCGAGUGAGGUGUAGGUCGAGAGUGACGAGCGAGACUGAGCGUAGAGAGGAGAAAGGGAGGAUCAAGUUGCAAAGAAAUUAAGUACUCUAAUUUUUGCGAGAAUUUCAAUUUAUGUGUUUUCUGUUGAUUAAAAUUCCUUGUUAAAAUGAAAAAUUCAAUUUCUCUUUAAAUUAUUUUUCUAAAAGUGUAAUUUCAACUUGAAGUAUUUCAGUUACAUGGUUAAAAUGAAUUACCUGGUUAAAAGUCACCAUCCAAACACAUGGUUAGGAUAUUUGAUUUAGGAUAAUUACUAUUGGAGUAUUGUAAGAGAGCUGCAGUUAUUGAACCAUAGUCUCUGGUAGUUAAGCCUGGUUAAGUCUUAGUGAGUUAGUUCACUAAAAUAUUUAGUUAGUUCGUGACAACUAAUUACAACUGUCAUAACUAACAACUUGGUCUAUAUAAAUAGAUCUGUACUCUUGAGUUAGUUGGGUUAAUUAAACUAAAGUUUCUUUCCUCUUUCUUUUUUUGUUAUCAAAAUAUCUUCUCUCAAGGUUCUAUUACUAGAGGCUAGUGCGAACGCCUAUGGCUUCUUUGAACAAUUCGUUCAGCUCCUCUUCCACAUUUCCAAACUCCAUUGCUGAGAAGCUUGAUCAUUCCAAUUUUUUGAUGUGGUGGCAACAGGUGCAACCAGUGUUCAAAUCUCAUCAUCUUCAAAGGUUUGUAGAAAAUCCAAUAAUUCCUCCGAGGUUCCUUUCUGAUGAAGAUUGUGCAAUCGGAUGUGAAAAUGCUGCGUAUGAAGACUGGGAGCAGCAAGAUCAGGGGGCUGCUCACAUGGUUGCAGUCACACUUUCAAAGUCGAUCCUUUCUCGAGUGCUUGGAAGCAUUCACUCUCAUCGAGUCUGAGAGAAAAUCCACAACUAUUUUCACAAACAAACACGAGCAAGAGCUCGUCAACUGCAGACUGAACUACAAUCACCAGUGCUUGCGGACAAGCCUAUGCGUGAAUUUCUUCUCAAAAUGAAGGCUAUUUCUGAUUCUCUAGCCUCUGUUGGAGGUCUGAUCUUGCCUCAGGAGCACAUUGAUGCGAUCCUCAAAGGUCUUCCUCAAGAUUAUCAUUCUGUUAUUUUUGUUAUCGAAAGCAAGUUUGAACCUUUUCUGAUUGAAGAGGUUGAUGCGAUGCUUUUAGCUCAUGAAACUCGUCUUCAAAAGUUUCACUAGCAUGCUUUCUCUGACUCACUGUCAAUCAACUACAAGCAAGCUAAUUCUAAUUUUUCGUCUGCAUAUGGAUCUAAUGGCUACAAUGUGCCAAACAAAACAUCACAACCUAAUUCUGAGAAUUUUUCGUUUAGCUCUCGUGGUGGUUUUGGUUGCAGAGGUAAUUUCAAUCAUGGCGGUCAUUGUGGUGGUGGUCGUGGCUGCGGCGGAAGGUUUGCUAACUUUCAAUGUAAAGUUUGUUUGAAGUACGGUACAAAGCUUCUCAUUGUCACUAUCACGAUGACCAAUACUAUCAGCGAAGCUCCUCCCUCACUCUGCAUGAUCCCUUGAACCCUAAUCUCGAUUCUCAGAAUUAUUCAUCUCAGCAGUCUAAUUCCAAUUCCACUGGACAGACCUAUGGUAACACUCAUCCAUCUAAUGUUUGGACACAAAAUGAUUCACGACCAGCUAAUACCAAUUCUACUAGUGCUAUGAUAGCCAAUACCAACUCUUCCCAGCCAACCACAUCCGAUUGGAUUCCUGACUCAGGUGCCUCCUUCCAUGUCACUAGUGAAGCACAGAAUAUUCAGCAGCUAGAAUCAUUUGAAGGACCUAACCAGAUUUUCAAUUGUUUCCAGUGAAACUCUUCAAGGGUUUGUUGGUCCUGAUGGGUUUUAUUCCUUUCCCAGUCUCAAGCUACAGCAUCCUUCAGCUACUUUAGCUUCAUGUUAUGUUUCCAAUUCUGUAAUUUUUGAUUCUGCACAGUCCAAUGUAAAUGAAGGAACCAAGACUAGCUGUUUCGGGGCAGUUGGAAAAUCUGAUCAGUGGAGAAAGGAGGCUGCUGAGUAUCUGAACUGCAGAAUGAGAAACAGUUUGUCUUUCAAAAGAAAAGGGGGGCCUAGGCAUAAAAGAUAUUAGGACAUUCAACAAAGCACUACUUGGGAAAUGGAGGUGGGACAUGCUUUAGCAAAAUAAAGAAUUAUGGGCCAGAAUACUGGACUCCAAAUAUGGUGGGUGGAGAUCACUGGUUGAAGGAAAAAGAGGCAACAACGAAUAAAUGUGGUGGCAGGACCUAAUGGCGGCGACCCAUGAACAACAGCUGAAUAAUGUCCUUCAAAAUGGAACAACAUGGAGGGUGGGGUGUGGUGAUAAAAUCAGAUUUUGGGAGGACCGCUGGACUGGUGGUGGUGAAGCAUUAAUGAUGAAAUACCCCAGGUUAUAUCAAAUCUCCUGUCAGCAACAAAAACUCAUCAAGCAAGUGGGGAGUUAUACAGAAACAGCUUGGGAAUGAAACCUUACAUGGAGAAGACCCUUAUUUGAUAAUGAAGUUGAUUCGGCUGAUGGAUUUCUGGGGGAGAUAUCACAGAUCGCAAUUCAACAACAUAUACCAGACUGCUGGAUGUGGAAACCUGAACCCAAUGGUCAUUACUCUACAAGGAGUGCGUACAAUCUGCUGCAGGGAGAAUCAGCGGAGGAGAAUCUGGAUGGAGCAUUCGAGGACCUAUGGAAGCUAAAGAUCCCAGCUAAAGCAUCAAUCUUUGCUUGGAGGCUAAUUAGAGAUCGAUUGCCAACUAGUCCAACUUGCGAAGGAGACAAGUAGAGAUAAAUGAUUUAAUGUGUCCUUUUUGCAGAAAUAAGGAGGAGGAUGCAUCCCACUUAUUAUUCGACUGCAUCAAAACACAACCUUUAUGGUGGGAAUCCCUAUCUUGGACAAAAACCUUGGGGGCAUUUCCUAUAAAUCCAAGGCAUCAUUUUACGCAGCACGGAAAUGGGUUGCAUGGAGGGAAAAAAUACAACAGAUGGAAGUGCUGGUGGGUAGCUCUAACUUGGACCAUUUGGCAGCAAACGAAUAGGGUCGUUUUUUCGAAUGAAUCAUUCAAUGGAAGCAAGCUGUUGGACGAUGCAGUGUUCCUAGUCUGGACAUGGCUCAGAGCAAUGGAGAAAGAUUUUGUAAUGCAAUUUAACCACUGGUCUAGUAACCUAACAGUAGGUUUUUGUAACUAGGAGAGGACACCAGUUGAUGGGUAUUGUAGCAGUAUAUAAGGUGACUUGCUUGGAUCCUAUCAAACUGAAAUAAGCCUGACCAUUGGAACCAGCAGCCUACCUAAACUCAUGUUGUAAUUUUAGUACCACUGGUACUUAUAUAUAUAUAUAUAUAUAUAUCUACUUUUGUUGAUAAAAAAAAUAAAAUGUAACGAAGCAUGUUCUUCAACAUUGUAAUAUACUCAUUCCUAAUAAAAAUGCUGUUGAAUUUUGUUCCUCAUGUUGUGUUGGAAAAUCACAAAGACUUCCUUCUUCAUUGUCCAGCACUGUUUAUAAUGCUCCUUUGGAAUUGGUGUUUAGUGACCUUUGGGGUCCAUCUCACAUUACUUCAACUAAUGGUUUUCUGUACUGUGUCACCUUUAUUGAUGCUUUUUCUAGAUUCACUUGGAUUUAUCUUCUUAAAAACAAGUCUGAUACAUUCACUGUUUUUAAACAAUUCAAAGCUAUGGCUGAACUUCAAUUUAAUACCAAGAUCAAAAGUUUGCAAACUGAUUGGGGAGGGGAAUUUAGACCCUUAGCUUCUUAUUUAGUCAACCUUGGUAUUAACCAUAAACUUAUUUGUCCUCACACUCAUCACCAAAAUGGUGUGGUGGAGAGGAAGCACAUACACAUUGUUGAGCUAGGACUUACUUUGCUGAACCAUGCCUCUCUACCUCUAAAUUCUAGGACUUUGCUUAUACUACUACAGCAUCUCUUGGUUUUGCUGUUCCUUAUACUACUCUCUUAAAAAAUCCACCUGAUUAUCAGUUUUUAAAAACGUUUGGCUGUGCCUGUUUUCCCUUUCUUAGACCCUAUAAUAAACAUAAGCUUGAUUUUAGGUCUCAUGAGUGUCUCUUUUUGGGAUACUCAACCUCUCACAAAGGCUACAAAUAUCUCUCUCCUUCUGGCAAGUUGUUCAUUUCCAAAGAUGUCAUUUUUAAUGAGUCUAGAUUUCCUUACACCGAGUUGUUUGAAUCCUCAACCAUUUCUCCAUCUACUUCACUGGUUUCACUUAAUCCCAUACCUAUUGUUGUUCCUUCACAGGUUUCUUCUCCUAUUAAUCCCAUCAAUCCUGUUGCUUCUGUUGAAGCAAGUCCCAUCACUUCUGUUGAACCAAAUUCAGUUGCUUCUGUUGAUGAUCAAUCAUCAUCUUCUGUUGAGUCUCAGCAUCCUCCCUCACUACCUUUGUCCUGUUCUGUUUCAACUAAUCUUCUUCUACAACUGUUCCAUCUACUGUUCACUCUGCACCUACUGCAGAAACCAGUCCCCAAACUUCUGAAACUACUUCACCUCCAAGAACAGUGAAUGUUCAUCCUAUGCAGACCAGGUCAAAGUCUGGUAUCUAUCAACCUAGACUUCAUCCUAUUGCCCUAGUUCCUAAAGUGCCAGACCCUCAAAAUCUUAAUGAUUUCAGACCUAUUUCAUUAAUAGGCUGUGUCUACAAGAUCAUGGCCAAACUUUUAGCUAAUAGACUGAAGAGAAUCAUGCCGGAAAUCAUUGAUGAAAGACAAUCUGCUUUUGUAGUUGGAAGGCAGCUAUUGCAUAGCACAAUUAUUGCCAAUGAAGUGGUGGAGGAAGCAAAGAGAGGCAAGAAAGCAUGUCUGGUGUUUAAAGCAGAUUUUGAAAGGGCUUAUGACUCAGUUUCUUGGGAUUUUCUAAUAUACAUGAUGCGUAGGAUGGGCUUCUGCAAUAAAUGGAUCUAGUGGAUCCAGGGCUGUAUCAAAUCUGCCUCGAUAUCCAUAUUGGUAAAUGGUAGCCCUACUCCCCAAUUUACUCCACAAAGAGGUCUUAGAUAAGGUGACCCACUAGCACCUUUGCUGUUUAACAUUGUAGCGGAAGCCCUAACUGGACUCAUGAGAGAAGCAAUCCACAAGAAACUAUACACUGCAUUUGUUGUGGGGAAAGACAACAUUCCAGUCAGCAUUUUGCAAUAUGCUGACGACACUAUAUUUUUUGGGGAGGCUACAUUGCAAAAUAUCAAGGCAAUCAAAGCGAUCCUGCGGAGUUUUGAACUUGCAUCUGGCCUUAAAAUAAACUUUGCAAAGAGCUGUUUUAUGGCAUUUGGAAAAUCAGAUCAGUGGACUAAAGAGGUAGUCGAAUACUUGAAUUGUAGUAUUAUGACCUUGCCUUUCAUUUAUUUGGGUAUCCCUAUUGGGGCAAACCCAAGGCAUAGCGAGCUGUGGGAUCCAAUUGUUAGAAAGUGUGAGAGAAAGUUAUCAACAUGGAAACAAAGAUAUCUAUCUUUCGGGGGGAGAGUGACCCUUAUACAGUCCACCCUAUCAUUUAUUCCAAUUUAUUUUCUUUCUUUUUUCAGGUUACCUAGCAAAACAACGGCGAAAUUGAUUAGACUUCAGCGAAGGUUCCUAUGGGGAGGAGGUUUGGAUCAAAGGAAGAUAGCAUGGAUGAAAUGAGAAUCAGUUUGCUUACCAAAAGAAAAGGGAGGACUGGGUAUAAAAGAUGUUAGGACUUUCAACAAAGCAUUACUUGGAAAAUGGAGGUGGGAUAUGCUUCACCAAAACAAAGAGUUAUGGGCCAGAAUAUUGGAGUCCAAAUAUGGCGGGUGGAGAUCAUUGCUUGAAGGAAAAAGAGGCACUAAUGAAUCAUUAUGGUGGCAGGACCUAAUGGCGGUAUUUCAGGACCACCAGCUGAAUAGUGUUCUGCAAACUGGAUCAACAUGGAAUGCGGGGAGUGGUAAUAAAAUCAAAUUUUGGGAGAACUGCUGGUCUAGUGAUGGAGUAGCAUUAAUGCUGAAAUAUCCUAGGUUGUAUCAGAUCUCUCGCCAGCAGCACAAACUCAUUCAGCACAUGGGUAGCUUUUCUGAAACAAUAUGGGAAUGGAACUUUUCAUGGAGAAGGCCUUUAUUUGAUAACGAAGUCGACUCUGCUGUCGAAUUUAUGAGGGAGAUCUCACAGGUUGUAAUCCAACAACAAGUUCCUGACUUUUGGGUGUGGAAGCAUGAGCCUAAUGGUCAUUACUCUACAAGGAGUGCAUAUAAAUUGCUGCAGGGAGAUAUAGAGGAUGAAAAUUAGGACGGGGCACUUCAGGAUCUAUGGAAGCUAAAGAUCCCAGCUAAGGUUUCAUUCUUUGCUUGGAGGCUAAUUAGAGAUCGUUUGCCGACUAAAUCUAACUUGCGAAGAAGACAAGUAGAGCUGGAAGACAGCAUGUGCCCUUUCUGCAGAAAUAAGGAGGAGGAUGCAUCCCACAUAUUUUUUGACUGCAGCACAACACAACCUUUGUGGUGGGAAUCCCAAUCAUGGGUUCAAACCUUGGGGGUGCACCCUAUAAUUCCAAGACAACACUUUAUGCAGCAUGUCAAUGGGAGGCCUGGAUCAAAGAGGUACAAUAGAUGGAAGAGCUGGUGGAUAGCCCUGACUUGGUCCAUUUGGCAGCAAAGGAAUAAGGUCAUCUUCCUAAAUGAACCAUUCAAUGGAGCCAAGCUGCCGGAGGAUGCAGUGUUUCUGCUUUGGACAUGGCACAGAGCUAUGGAGAAAGAUUUUUCUAUACACUUUAAACAGUGGUCUAGCAACCUAAUAGACGGUUUCUGUAAUUAGGAUGACAAACCAGCUGAGGGUUAUGUACAUGUAUCUGCUGUUGAUUACUCUGGAUCCUAUCAGCCUGUAGCCAGCCUGAUCAUUGAAUCCAGUAGUAUAUCUAGAACUAUAUUGUAUCUUUAGUAUCUCUGGUACUUCUAUUUAUAUAUAACUACUUUUGCUGACCAAAAAAAAAAACCUAGACUUCAUCCUUCUCUACUUCUCACUCAUUGUGAACCAAAAGGUGUGAAACAGGCUUUAGCUGAUCCUAAGUGGAAGGAAGCCAUGCAACAAGAAUAUUCAGCCUUACUUCAAAACCAGACCUGGGAUCUGGUUCCUCUUCCAUCAAAUAGAAAAACAAUUGGGUGCAAGUGGGUUUUCAGAGUUAAAGAGAAUGCUGAAGGGUCUCUUAAUAAAUAUAAAUCUCGUUUAGUGGCUAAAGGGUUUUAUCAAGUUCAAGGUUUUGAUUUUAAUGAGACAUUUUCUCCUGUCAUCAGAACAGUAACUGUUAGACUCAUUAUUAUUCUUGCUUUGACUCAUCAUUGGGAUUUGUUUCAAUUAGAUGUUGAUGAUUUCUUGAAUGGACUGCUUGAGGAGUAAGUUUACAUGACUCAGCCUCCAAGAUUUGAGUGUUCUGAUUCAUCCUUGGUCUGUAAGCUAUAUAAAACUCUGUAUGGUCUUAAAUAGGCCCCUAGACAGUGGUUUGAAAGACAGCGAUCUACUCUCAGGGAUUUUGGUUUUAUAGCAAGCAAGUGUGAUCCAUCCUUAUUUAUCUACAAAGCUCAAUCUCAAACAGUUUAUCUUUUGGUUUAUGUGGAUGACAAUAUUAUAACUGGGAGUUCACCUCAACUAAUUCAACAUCUCACUGCCAAACUUAACUCCACUUUCUCUUUAAAACAACUAGGAAAGCUUGACUAUUUUUUGGGUAUUGAGGUCAAGACUCUUUCUGAUAACUCCUUACUAACUCAAAGUAAGUAUAUCAUAGAUCUCUUACAGAAAAAUCACAUGGAAGAGGCACAAUCCAUAUUUUCUCCUAUUGUUACUAACUCAGUUGGAAGGAUAUCUACACAUCUAGGGAGAAAGGAGGAUUGGGGAUUCAAGAUUUGAGGAAGUUUAAUAUUGCGCUGUUAGGGAAAUGGCGUUGGAACUUAUUUCAUAACCAGGGGGAGUUAUGGACAAAGUUCUUGGAAUCAAAGUACGGAGGAUGGAGGAAUAUGGCUGAAGAAGAAGGAAUCAAAAGGAAUUGAUUUGGUGGAAGGAUUUAUGUACUGUGUGGGGUAAUAGAGGAAGGUACGUUGUUUAACAAUUUUGUGUGGUGGAAAUUGGGGAGCGGUAAAAAGAUAAAGUUUUGGGAAGAUGUUUGGGUUGGAGGAGGUGAGUCGAUGUUGGGGAAAUACCUGAGACUCUACAUCAUUUUAGAAAAACAACAUCAUGAGGUACAUCAAAUGGAGUUGGCUACAGAAGGAGUUUGGGAAUGGAGUUUCAAAUGGAGAAGGAACCUGUUGGAAAGUGAACUAGAAAUGGCAUCAGACUUCAUGCAAGAAAUAGAAGUGAUACAGAUACAACCUCAAUAUUCUGAUAAGUGGGUGUGGAUGGUGGAUCCAAGUGGGGAAUAUACAGCCAAAAGUGCAUAUGGUUUGCUAAGUCAGGAGGGUCAGGUGGAGGACAGCAACGAUAAGGCGGUUUUUGUAGAUUUAUGGAAGAUGAAAGUGCCCAGCAAAGUUCAACAUUUUGUAUGGAGACUAGUUUGGAACAACCAGGAAGAAUGAAUGUAGAUUUAGAGGAUGAUAGAUGUCCGCUGUGCUUAACACAACAGGAGGAUGCGCCACACAUUUUCUUUCUCUGCCCAAAGGUGUUGCCUGUGUGGUGGGGAUGUCUAUCUUGGGCACAAAUCAAAUUUCUUUUCCCAGCAAAUCCAACACAUCAUUUCUGACCACAUCCAUACUGUCAUCUACCUUGGCUAAUUCAGAAUAGUUGGCGUACCCUGUGGGCUUCUCUCACCUGGUGUAUAUGGUAUCAAAGGAACAAAUUGGUCUUUUCAGGUGAAGCAUUUGAUGGAUAGAACAUUUUGGAACAAGCUCUUUCUUUUUUUUGCUGGCUGUGGCUAAAAAAUUUCGAAAGAAACUUCAAUAUACCUUUCCAUUAUUGGUCCAACAACAUUAAGGCUGGUUUUUUGUAUAGGGGGAGGGUGAUGCUAACUAAUUUUUGUUGUUGUUGGGUUCUCAGCUGUAUUAUUUAGUUACUGGACUCUGGCACUCUAAUAUGUACUUCAGUUGGUCUAUAUUUGGACACCAUAGUUUGAUGUAUUGACUAGUAUGGCAGAGCUGUACAUAUAUCAGUACAACUUGUACUGUUUUAUAUAUUAUAAUACUUAUUUUUGCCGAUAAAAAAAAAACCUCAACCACCUUGAGUUUGCUGGGGGUAUUGGAGUAUUGUAACGACUGCAGUUAUUCAACUGCAGUCUCGGGUAGUUAAGCCUAGUUAAGUCUUAGUGACUUAGUUCACUAAGAUAGUUAGUUAGUUAGUGAAAACUAAUUACAGCUGUCAUAACUAACAGCUUUGUCUACAUAAACAGAUCUGUACUCUUGAGUUAGUUGGGUUAAUGAAACUAAAGUUUCUUUCUUCUUUCUUUUUCUGUUAUCAAAAUAUCUUCUCUCAAGAUUCUAUUAAUUAAUGAGCUAAAAUAUGCACCCCUACCAUAAGUUUAUUAAUGACUACUCAAAGCAAGCUUAUGCCUAUGUAGACACCUCUGCCCCCUGUCCAUUCCUUGGUGAGGUUCUCAUAGUAUAACAAUAACAAAGUCUGCACAAAUUGGUGAUUGUAAAAAUCACAGUACGACUUGGGGACUUAUAGGCUUUGAUCGAGAGACAUGAGAGAGAAAGAGAGAGGAAGAGCGACACAGAGAGAGAGCGAUAGAACCAGAGCUAGAGAGAGACAGAGAGAGAGCCAUAGUGAGAGAGAGAAUCAGAGAGAGAGAGAAAUACAGAGAGAGGAAGUGAGAGAGAGAGAAAGACCGAAAGCGAAAAGGAAGGAUCGACGAUCCUCUAGCGUACGUGUUCAGCAAGGAGCGGAAGCCAACAAAGUCAUCCAUCGUAGUCGGAGUGACCAACGAAGAUGUGGAGUUGCGGAGGUUGCCAAUACCGACCUUAUAGAGGACGACGGUCCACGAAGUAGUCACGCCAACCAGCACGAGGGACAAUGGAUUCAGGUGACGGGCAGAAGAAAGGCAUCUUUGAAGAGCGUCUCAACUUCUCGAAGGGGUAAUGGAGUACCGAAAGACUCUUACCAGUGCACUGACAUAGGAAGGCUCCAUAGAGUAACGUGGAGGGAUAGGAUGGACAUAACCUCCUUCUAUUUCUCUCACUUCCCCGACGGCGUCCAUGAAAAGGACCUCUGGAAGAAAUUCCAGGAAUGGGGAAGGGUGAGGGAGGUAUUCAUACCGCAGAAGAACAAAACUGGCCAUAGAUAUGGCUUCGUGCGUUUCAAAGGGGUAGAAGAUGUAGCUUUAUUAGAGAGAAAGCUCGAUAACAAUAUCUAUAUACAGGGGAUGAAGUUGUUUGUCAACCAGCCUAAAUUUCACAGGGGAGGUGGCAGGGCAGCUAAGCCAUCUACGGACCUUCUUAACAGACCAAAAAUCAGCCUCAGGGUGCCAGCUGGAUCAGAACAGAAGUCACACCAAGUCCCAACGUCUACAAGACUGAAAUCAUUUGUGGAGGUCGUGAAACAGAGUAACGAUGUAACGAAUGGCAGCCUUCACUCAAUUCCCGGGAAGGGGUUAAGAGUAGACAACGACGAACCCAUAAGCAUUCAGACGUCGCCGGAGAAACUCAAAUGGCUUGACAAUGUGUGGGUCGGGGGUUUAAAGAAUAAGGGUAUGUUUGAUAGGGUAGACAUGGAGGUUCAGGGGGCGUUUGGAUUGGAGUUGAAAACUGCGUAUUGGGGAGACGACAAGAUUAUAAUCUACGACAUGGAUGGUGAUACAGCUAAUCAGCUCAUCCAUGACGAACAACAACACGGAGGGACCCCUUUUUAUUCUCUUCAGAGGUGGACGCCGGCGAUGGAGCCUUCCCAUCGUCUGACGUGGGUAUGCAUUUGGGGAGUGCCAUUAACGGCAUGGGACGCGGAGAAUUUUACACGCUUUGUAUCGGCUUAUGGUGACUUGGUUGAACUCGACGCCAUGACGGAGGAAAGGUCACGGGUGGACAUAGCGAGGGUCCUAAUCCGCACAGAGCACAAACCGGUCAUAGACGGCAUCGUAGCGAUCGUCGUAGAUGGAACCCACUUCCUCUUGAAGCUAAGAGAGGAGUUUGGGUGUCAAAGGGGGAAUCGUUCGUGGAUGGAGAGGUUGGAACGGCUACCGCCCUCACCAUUCUCUACGGAAGUGGCGGGGCCAGACGACAAAGGUCACAUGCACGGAGUGUGAAACUUCACCACCGGUAGCCCUCUCAGUCUCCCGAGCACCUGGACAUCGCCGUGCACGGAAGAGCGCCGGGGGAGAUGGCGGUCACCGGAAUCGCCCCUACGGGGCGAUUGGAAUGUCAAUCUCAAGGGUGCACACGUGUCACAUCAAGCCUGUCAAGGGUCGCUACCAGCCCUUGAGGGACUGACACCUGGAAUCGGGGGCCAGCACGGAGGUAACGGCUCUCAGCCUAUGGCCUUGCAUGAAAAUGGUAGGACAGAACCUACCUCUCCUCGCCCUAGUCAGCAGCAGCAACUACUUAGGGAAGAAGACGUUGGAGAUAAAGCCAAAGGUGCUUCAGACCACGUGUGGGCAAAAGGAGGUGAUCCCCUGGAUAAUAACCUCGAGGCUUUACUUGGAGUCAAACUUGGGUCAAAUGAAGGGGACUCUGCAAUGUGCAUGGGAAUUAAAUCUUCUCAUAUUUUGGGCCUGGGAGGUACUGGCCCAAAUACUACCAGAAGCAAAACAACCUCACCUCUCAAGGUCUAUGUUAGAAAAAAGGCAGUUACUCCAGCAAUUCACAUGGGCCGUGCAAUUAAUAGCCCUGAUCAACACGGGAUUCAGGCUGAUUCUCGGAAGCUGGACAUAGAUGAAAAUGGGAGGCACACUCAAUCUCCAGCAGCACAGGGAACGAGUCUUGAGAAGCCUCGCUUGGCUCAUAGCCCUAUAUCCAGUAAUAGCUUCAAAAAAGGCCUCUGUGAAAAUGAGGAGGCACUUCAUAGGGACAUUAUUAGAGACCUGGGACUCUCCUUUGCUGAGAUAAACACCUGCAAAGACCACAUUGUGGCUAAUGGAACUCACAGUAGCAUCAUCUCUACACCAACAGGAGUGAUGGGUAAAAAACCUAUUGA
Molecule: messenger RNA, 13228 nt
Organism: Glycine soja
Lineage: Eukaryota; Viridiplantae; Streptophyta; Magnoliopsida; Fabales; Fabaceae
Exons: 2
Coding region: 10788-12341 (517 amino acids)
Molecular function (GO): RNA binding
Source: RefSeq, a predicted model, not a curated record